Molecule: messenger RNA, 1927 nt
Organism: Brachypodium distachyon (stiff brome)
Lineage: Eukaryota; Viridiplantae; Streptophyta; Magnoliopsida; Poales; Poaceae
Product: cytochrome P450 71A1-like
Molecular function (GO): monooxygenase activity; iron ion binding; oxidoreductase activity, acting on paired donors, with incorporation or reduction of molecular oxygen
Source: RefSeq, a predicted model, not a curated record
GGCGUCGUGACGAGAUACAGCGGCUGAUCGACGACUACUUCACGUGGACCAUCCAUGAACUGAUGAACAUCGACGGCGCCGCUUGUCCUUUUUCUUCAGGAAAUAAAUACAGGUAGACGUGCGUCUCCCUGGAAUUUCCGAUAGCAGGGCGCGAGAAAGCUCGUCCCGACAUGGCCGUCUCGACUCUUGCCCUCGUGAUUCUCGUCCCCGCUCUCGUGGUAUCUCUCUUUUACCUCUUUCGUUCGGCCAAGAGGAGCCCCGCUCCACCGCAGGAUGGACGGCAGCUGCUGCCGCCGUCGCCGGGUCGAGGGCUCCCGCUCAUGGGCCACCUCCACCUCCUGGGCUCCCUGCCGCACAGGUCGCUGCGGGCCCUGGCGGCGGCCCACGGCCCGGUGAUGCUCCUGCGGCUCGGGCGCGUGCCGGCCGUGGUCGUGUCCUCGGCUGCCGCGGCAGAGGAGGUGAUGAGGGCCCGCGACCUGGCCUUCGCGAGCCGGCCGCGGAGCGCCGUGGCUGAGCGGCUCCUCUACGGGCGAGACGUGGCGUUCGCGCCCUACGGCGAGUACUGGCGCCAGGCGCGCCGGAUCUGCGUCGUCCACCUCCUCAACACGCGCCGCACGCUCUCCUUCCGCCGCGUCCGGGAGGAGGAGGCCGCCGCGCUCGUGCACCGCGUCCGCUAUGCCGCUUCCGGCGUGGACAUGUGCGAGCUCAUCGUGGCCUACGCCAACACGGUGGUCUCGCGCGCCGCCUUCGGGGACGAGAGCGCGCGCGGGCUGUACCGCGACGGGGGCCGUGGCCGCGAGCUGAGGUUGGUGUUCGGCGAUUUCGUGCAGCUGCUUGGCACGGCGCUGGGGGAGCUCGUGCCGUGUCUGGGCUGGGUGGACGCCGUGAGGGGCGUGGAGGGGAGGAUCAGACGCACGUUCGAGGCGCUCGACGGCGUGCUCGAGAAGGUCAUCGAUGACCACCGCCGCCGGCGUCAACCUGCCGGCGCCAGGCACAAGCUGGGAGAUGACGGCGUGGACGACCACAAGGACUUCGUGGACGUGCUGUUGGACGUGAACGAGACCGACGGGGAAGCUGGCGUUCGGCUCGACACGACCGAAAUCAAGGCCAUUAUCCUGGACAUGUUCGCGGCGGGCACCGACACGACGAGCACGGCGAUAGAGUGGGCAAUAGCGGAGCUCAUCACGCACCCGGACGACAUGCAAAAGCUCCAGGACGAGAUCCGGGCGACCGUGGGCGCCGCGGGGCGAGUCACCGAGGACCAUCUGGACAAGCUGCGUUACCUCAACGCCGUGGUCAAGGAGACGCUGCGCCUGCACCCUCCGAUCCCGCUCCUCGUGCCCCGGGAGCCGCCCAAUGACGCCGAGAUCCUCGGCUACCACGUCCUGGCGCGCACGCGGGUCAUCAUCAACGCCUGGGCCAUCGGCCACGACCCGGCGACCUGGGAGCGUGCCGAGGAGUUCUUGCCGGAGAGAUUCCUCCUGGACAAAGCCCACGUGGACUACAGGGGCCAGGACUUCGGGCUGGUGCCGUUCGGCGCCGGGCGGAGAGGUUGCCCCGGGAUUGAGUUCGCCGCGCCGACCGUGAAGAUGGCACUCGCGAGCUUGCUGUAUCAUUUCGACUGGGAGACCGCCGGCGGGACGUCGCUGGACAUGCGCGAGAGGAACGGUCUCUCGGUGCAUCUCAAGUCCGGCCUGCCGCUUGUUGCUAAACCGCGGUUUCCUUAAAAAAAAUUUUUGCAUAGAUUGGGUUUGUCAUGCUUGAAUUCUGGUUUGUAUUCAUUUCUCGUCGGAAUAUUGGUACUUCUGUAAAUUUGUAGCACCAAACGGAUCUUUGGGUUGUAAUGAUCUGGAUCACUUAGCCGUCAAUUGUUUCAGUGAGAGUUUUGAUUCAAAUCUUUGAUCUGCACCAUGUGUUUUAUAUUCAA